AUACACACACGCACACAUUCCACACAGAUACAUAACGUAUAUCCCCACACACAUUCCACAACCUGGGAAGCCCCGAGCCAAACCAUGCAGACCGGCACUUUCAUCCUAGUCCUGACCACUGUGGCCACGGUGAGCACCCAGCGGAGGAGGGCCGAGGGCAGUGCCCAUCGCCGGUCUCACCGCGUCCAGCACGGUCAGUGCAGCUAUACGUUUGUCCUGCCGGAACCCGAGCCGUGCCCCCCAGGGCAAGAGGCCUUUGGCAGCAGUGCCAACACCCUGCAGCGGGACUCCCCGGCAGAAGCACUUCAGGGGAAUGACUGGUCAGUCCAGAGGGUGCAACAGUUAGAGCGAGUCCUGGAGAACAAUACUCAGUGGCUGCUGAAGCUGGAGAGCUACAUCCAGAGGAAUAUGAAGUCGGAGAUGGUUCAGAUCCAACAGAACGUGGUCCAGAACCAGACAGCUACCAUGCUUGAGCUUGGCACCAACCUGCUCAACCAAACAGCCCAACAAACAAGGAAGCUCACCGAUGUGGAAGCCCAGGUACUGAACCAGACAUCUAGGAUUGAGCUCCAGCUGCUGGAGAACUCACUGUCCACCAACAAGCUUGAGAAGCAGCUCCUCCUGCAGACAAAUGAAAUCCACAAACUGCAGAAUCGGAACAGUGUGUUAGAGACACGCGUGCGGGCCAUGGAAAGCAAGCACCAGAGCGAGCUGGAGGGCAUCCGGGGCGAGAGGGAGAAGCUCCGGCGCCUGGUGAACCGUCAGAGCAGCACACUGGAGGGCCUGGAGAGGAGCCUGCAUGCCGCCAACAGCAACACAAGUCUCCUCCAGAGGCAGCAGCGACAGCUCCUGGACUCCGUGCAGCGCCUGGUUCACAUUGUCUCCAGCGGCAAAGCUCCGUUACAGAAGGAUGAGCAAUCCUUCCAGGACUGUUGGGAAAUCCGCCUCUCCGGGGUCAACAUCAGUGGUGUCUACACUAUCCACGUGGCCAACUGGACGGAGCCCAAGAAGGUAUACUGUGACAUGGAGACCAGUGGUGGGGGGUGGACCCUCAUUCAGCGCCGAGUGAAUGGCAGUGUAAACUUCCAAAGAAACUGGAAAGAUUACAAACAGGGCUUCGGCGAUGCUGCUGGGGAGUACUGGCUGGGCAAUGAGGCGCUGCACCAGCUCACCAGCCAGGCAUCCUAUGCCCUGAGGGUGGAGCUGCUGGACUGGGAAGGGAACCAGGCUUACGCCCAGUAUGAGCGAAUCCAGCUGGGGAGUGAGCAACAGUUCUACAGGUUGACGCUGAAGGAGUACAGUGGCACAGCUGGUCACCAGAGUGGCUUGGUCCUCCAGGGCACCAACUUUAGCACCCGAGAUUCUGACAAUGACAACUGUCUUUGCAAGUGUGCCCAGAUGCUGUCUGGAGGAUGGUGGUUUGAUGCUUGUGGACUCUCCAACCUCAAUGGCAUCUAUUACCCAGCCAGGCACAAUGUCCGAAAACUCAAUGGUAUCCGGUGGCACUACUUCCAGGGCCCCAGCUACUCACUUCGGGCCACGCGCAUGAUGGUGAGGCCCACAAACUUCUAGAGCUAUGACAGCCCAGGCGUGGAAGGCCAUCGGUGGCGAUCAGGGGGAGAGACACUCCCCCACCCUGAGGAGAACUACCUAAAGCUCAACACACCAGGAGGGUGACUGUCUGAGAUGCUUGAAGGUCUGUCUGGAGGAGGAGGAGCGGGACCUCAACAGACUGGUGGAUUCCACAAAUUCAUUUGUACUCCCCAAAACAAGACCAGCUUUGGGUAGCACCAAGAUGCUGGCAGUCAGGGUUGGAGUAGCCUCACCAAGAUGGCCAGACUGUCUCCUAGAGGCCACAUUGGCAUUGGCUCAGAUUCUUGUGGUUCUCUCACCCUGGAAAGGUCUCACAGAGCAGUUUCUUCUGGGUUCCUUGGACACAAGCCCCACUUUGGGGAAGGGAGGCUUCCUUUCUCCUUAUGUUGAUCUCCACUUAAUUCUACUUCUGUUUUGACCUCUCUCUCCCACCAUCUCCCAUCCUCUCCUGGCCUUAACCAUCCUCUCCGAAUCCAGCCCAUUAUCCUUUCCAUCCUCAUGAGAUCUGGGCAGCCCCUCCUUGUCCUCAGUGCUGCCAUCCAAGGGCCUCAUUACAUGGCCAGAUGAACUGGCUCCAUCUCUCUUCCCUGCCACCACCACCCACACACAUUUUAAUUAGAUCCAGAGAAUCAUCUUCAUUCAAAAAGACCAAACUUUCAAGUCCUUGGUUUCUGCUGGGCUCCCUGGCUAGAAAUACCAGCAGUGUAGAUUGCUCUGCUGAGUGUGAGGAAAACCAAGGGCAGGAGAAGGGAUGCACUUUGGCUUUCUAACUAUGAGGUGAUUGGAAACCUCUACUUAGCAUAGGCUUUUCAAGUGCUUCUCUCCAUCUCAGAAGCAGACCUCACUGAGGAAGACCUUGGGUUGGCCUUAAUGAUGUGACUCCUUCUCAGAAACACUUAUCAAGCCUAUUUGGCCUUAAGGGAAUCUGUAUCCCCAGGAGUAGACGGGAGAGCCUGAUAUGGCCAGGAGGGUCAGGGUAGAGGGAGACUGGUGACCCUAGAGAGAUGAACCUGGAUGUAAACAGUCAAACCUGGAGAAAGAACCACGCAGAGAACCUGAUAGGGGACGUAGGAGUGGCAUGGGAAAUUGUAACAGCUCGAUCCCUGGCCUUGAGGAUUCUUGCCAUGUUCUGCCAAUGGGCCCGGUGGUAAAGACAAGAGGACCACCUAGAUACCCAGCCCAUUUUUUCAAAGGAUUAAAACCAGAGUCUGCUUCAGGACCCAAUUACUCUGUUGGGCAACCACUAGUCAUCUCAGGCCAGGCCAGCUUUCUCUUGGAUCAGGCAUCUACCCACCUUCUGGGCAACAAAAAUGUGCAAGAGACACAAUUGGUCCAGAGUACCACCCUCCGCCAUGCAGUUGUCCUCUGUCUAUGGCGAUUCCCCUCUUCAUUUUCCCAAUACCUUGUGUUCUCCCCGCAUCCCUCCUAAACCUAUUUCCUGGAAAGGAGGUGGGAUGUCACUAAUCUCUCUCUGAAACUACCCAGCCCUGUGUUCCCUCUCCUAAGGGAACUUGUGUCCUUAAUGUGGCCACUAUUGGGGGAAGGGGAUGGCAAAGGGAAGGGAGGUAGGAAUGAAGGGCUUUAUUCCCAGUAGAGGGAUAUCCCAGCUUUAGCAAACAGAUAGGGAAGGUCCAAAGGUGUAGGAAGCCUCCUAUUCUGUGUCUAGGUAAGGCCAGCUCUGUGGUCCUGGCCUUCAAGUACUCACAAUCUAGUUGGAGAUAGCAACUCCAUGAGCAAGCAGGGAAAAAAGAAGACACAUAUAUCAUAGGGCUCUGGAAAGGGCAGUGGUUCAAAGGAUAAUCCACAAAAAGGAAAGGAUCUGAGGUCUCUUCGAGUUCCAAAUACAUGAUCCUGUGAUUUGGGUAAUAGAAUGUGAGACUCAUGUUUUGUUAGAGCUAGUAAGCUACAGACAGGACAGUAGGUAUUCUAAGAAGGAGAGAUCAGUUGGGUUUGGAAUAAUCAGGGAAGGUUUCCAAGAGAGAGGACACAGAAUAGAUUGGAAGAGACUAGAAUUGUGUGCAGAAGGACGAGUGGGAUUUGAGUGGAUAGAGAGAGGCAGGGGAGGGCAAAAAAAAAAAACCAGAAGUUGUCAAAGCUCUUUUGUCCUUGAUUCAGAGAAUGGCUUAACGCAUUGGAUGCCAGAGUCAGGAUCCCAAAAGAAAACUGAGCCAAAUCUCAGUUGCUCACAGCAUGUGAGGCAGUAUUUUGGGAUCAAGGCCUGGGUGUGAAUCUCAGCUUUACUCCUUACCAGCUGCUAGACCUUGGACAAAGGAUAACCUCCCUGGGUCUAAGUUUCCUUAUUGGUAAAGUAAAAAGGGUUGAACUAGAUGAACUAUCUC
Molecule: messenger RNA, 3932 nt
Organism: Vombatus ursinus (common wombat)
Lineage: Eukaryota; Metazoa; Chordata; Mammalia; Diprotodontia; Vombatidae
Product: angiopoietin-4-like
Exons: 9
Coding region: 85-1572 (495 amino acids)
Biological process (GO): signal transduction
Molecular function (GO): receptor tyrosine kinase binding
Source: RefSeq, a predicted model, not a curated record